Molecule: messenger RNA, 2472 nt
Organism: Sesamum indicum (sesame)
Lineage: Eukaryota; Viridiplantae; Streptophyta; Magnoliopsida; Lamiales; Pedaliaceae
Gene: MNS3
Product: alpha-mannosidase 3
Biological process (GO): carbohydrate metabolic process; mannose trimming involved in glycoprotein ERAD pathway
Cellular component (GO): membrane; trans-Golgi network; endoplasmic reticulum
Molecular function (GO): calcium ion binding; mannosyl-oligosaccharide 1,2-alpha-mannosidase activity
Source: RefSeq, a predicted model, not a curated record
AAAACCAAAUCCAAAUACUCUUUUUUACUGUGUUGUUGUAUGUAUUAUCUGUUGUACAACAUAUAGUUGAGUUGUAAAAUUUCCCCCAAACCCAACCAGAUUUCUCCUUCUCACCAACAAUCAGACUUGAAGAAUUUGCGUCACCGAUUUCUCGCGAUCCCGACCUAGAUUCCCUCUAUCUGAAUCCACUUACACCGCCGCAGAUUUACACGGUUGAGGCCUAGGCCUUCGCUGAUUGAUAUAUACUGUAAAUAUUAUAUAUAUUUAUAUAUGUAAUUUGGGUAUUCUAACCUAUUCGGAGUAUGUCGAAAUCACUGCCCUAUUCAAUGAAAGAUGUACAUUACGACAAUGCAAAGUUUCGCCAGCGAUCUGUAAUCAAGGUGAUCACUCAAAAUAUUCUAAACAGUAACAUAAAACGCGAAUGUAUAAAAUGCAGUACAGGAAGGUUUCUUGUGUUAUUAAUGAUUUUUGGUGUAGCGUAUCUCAUGCUGACACAUACAAGCCAUGUUCCAUCAUCAGAUGGCAAUGCCAAAAAUGUUGGCACCGAGGAAGGAAAGAAUUUAUUCACAGAUGGAAGAGGUAGAUUUAGAAGAUUUUGGAGAAAGCCUCCAAGGCUACCUCCACGGUUAUCGCCUGAUGAAAUAGUUACUAGAAAUAAAUCGAUUCAUAACUCUGACAAGAUAGAAUCUGGCCCUGAUUGGAAGGUUCGGCAACAAAGGGUCAAAGAGGCAUUUAUUCAUGCAUGGUCUGGCUAUCGGAACUAUGCAAUGGGAUAUGAUGAACUUAUGCCAUUGAGCCAUAGAGGAGUUGACGGCUUAGGAGGUCUAGGAGCCACCAUUGUGGAUGCUCUUGACACGGCCAUGAUAAUGGGGGUUGAUGAAGUUGUCCAUGAAGCAGGCUCUUGGAUUGAGAAACAUCUUCCUGAGAGGAUUGAUGGGAAAGGGCAAGUAAAUUUAUUUGAAACUACCAUACGUGUUUUGGGUGGUCUUUUGAGUGCUUAUCAUUUAAGUGGGGGAGAACAGGGUGGUAAUGCUUCGACAGGAGGACCUAAGCCAGCUGUUUAUCUUAACAAUGCUAGAAAUUUGGCUGAUCGUCUGCUAAUUGCUUUUACAUCAAGCCCGUCUGCUAUUCCCUUUAGUGAUGUUGUUCUGCGUGAUCGUUCUGCACAUCCUGCUCCUGAUGGAUUGAGUAGUACGGCUGAAGUUUCUACCCUCCAACUUGAGUUCAAUUAUCUCAGUUCUUUGACUGGUGAUCCAAAGUAUGGUUUGGAGUCUAUGAAGGUUUUAGAACACUUGAAGACUCUGCCAAAGGUCAAGGGACUAGUUCCUAUAUACAUAAACCCGCAUACCGGUGAGUUUAGUGGAGACAAUAUUCGACUUGGAUCUCGUGGUGACAGUUACUAUGAGUAUCUCAUAAAAGUCUGGCUUCAGAACAGAGGAAGUAAUUUGACUUAUUUGCACGAUAUGUUUGAAGAAUCAAUGAAAGGUGUCAAAGAACUUCUCGUUCGGAAAUCUGUGCCCAAUGGAUUGGUUUUUGUGGGAGAAUUGCCUUAUGGGCCUGAAGGCGCCUUCACCCCUAAAAUGGAUCAUCUGGUGUGCUUCCUCCCUGGCACUCUUGCUCUUGGUGCUACAAAGGGCAUUGUGAAGGAAAAGGCUAUGAGAGAAAACUUGCUAAAUUUUGAAGAUCUACAAAAUUUGAAGCUUGCUGAAGAUCUAGCUAAGACAUGUUUUGAGAUCUAUUCAGUAACUUCUACUGGUCUUGCUCCAGAAAUAGCAUACUUCAACGUGGAGGGACAAAGUGAACGUGGCCCUGGUGGUGGAAACAAGAAAUCGAAAUAUGUGGAUGACAUAAUUAUAAAACCUGCUGACCGUCACAAUCUCUUGCGACCCGAAACUGUUGAAUCACUGUUUGUUUUGUUCCGCAUCACAGAAGAUCCCAAAUAUCGCGAGUGGGGUUGGGAGAUCUUUGAAGCAUUUGAGAAGUAUACCAAGGUUGACUCUGGAGGCUACACUUCACUGGAUGAUGUUACUGUGCUUCCUCCACACAGAAGAGACAAGAUGGAGACCUUCUUUUUGGGUGAAACAUUGAAGUACCUAUAUUUACUGUUUGGGGACAGAAAUGCCAUUCCAUUGGAUAAGUAUGUAUUUAACACAGAAGCCCAUCCUCUUCCUAUUCAAGGAAAUGCUGGAACAAAAUGAUACUUCCACUAAGAUAAACGUGUUUGAGCUAAAGAAGGCAGGAUUCCAAAUUCAAUUGCGGCUGGCUCAUGCAGCAUUGGAAGAAAUCAUCCUGGAAGCUGGUUAUGUGUGUAAUGAUUGAGAAGUUCAAAGCUGGCUGAUCUUCUGCACUAUAGAGCUAUUCUUCAAAUAGAGUUGCUAUGUAUACUUUUUGAUGUACUGGAAAUUAAUAGCAGGAACUUUACAUAGUGAGAGUUAGAGACAACAGAACGCUCAAAAUCCUGCUAAAUCUUUU